AUGGCUUUUACACCCGAACCGAUGUCAGUCCUUGGCCUGGGAAGCAUGGGAGCUGCUCUUGCUUCCGUGUUUCUUGGCAAUGGCCACCCGGUGACCGUCUGGAAUCGAACAAUCGAGAAGGCGCAACCUCUUAUUCCAAAAGGUGCCCGGGUGGCCAAAUCUCCAGCCGAUUGUGUGCAGUCCGGCACUGUCGUGCUAAUCUCUCUGGCCUCAGACGAGGUUGUUCGAGAUGUUGUUAGCAGAAUCCCGACCCUCCGUGACCGCACCGUCAUAAAUUUUACAACAAGUCGGCCACAAUGGGAGAUCGAGACCGCAGAUAUUGUGACCAAUAAACUCUGUGCUUCGGGGUAUCUGCACGGCUGGAUCAACUCCAUUCCCUCGGAUGUGGAAGAUCAGCAGGCGACAGUCACUUACAGCGGACCGAGUUCCGUAUUCGCAAAGCAGAAGCAUAUUUGCAAGGUCCUGGGCAAGGCACAGUGGCUGUCAGACGACCACAGGAAGAUUUGUAUGCUGGAGAAUGCUGCUCUUUCAAUGGUGGCAGGACUGUGUGUGGGAUUCCUUCAAUCUCUGGCUCUGGCUGGAGCGGCAGGAGUCGAUACAGUGGAUUUCACGCGACAGGUAGUUCUGCCCCUGCUGCCGCUGUUCCAAGAUAUGUUGCCACAGAUGGCCAAACGCGACCAGGAUCAGUCCCACUUAAUGUCUGGUGAAUCAGUAUCUGUCGGCCAAAUGCUGGGGCUGGUUUCCGACGCUCGUGAGACGGCGGAGACCUCCGGUGUGUCUGAUUGCCUAUUCGAGGGUUUUCAUACUCUUUUGAGGAAAGCGACCGAAUCGGGAAAGGGGCUCGAAGAUAUUUCUGCUAUGAUUCAGAUACUGAGAAGAGGUUCACACCAAUGA
Messenger RNA from Penicillium odoratum, 894 nucleotides. RefSeq names its product NAD(P)-dependent oxidoreductase. The transcript has a single exon. Gene Ontology annotation, molecular function: oxidoreductase activity, acting on the CH-OH group of donors, NAD or NADP as acceptor; NADP binding. Lineage: Eukaryota; Fungi; Ascomycota; Eurotiomycetes; Eurotiales; Aspergillaceae. Bases 1 to 894 code for a protein of 297 amino acids. The record is from RefSeq and is a predicted model, not a curated record.